UUUCAGGCUGCCUCAUGUAUCGGGGAGACGCCCGGUUUCGAGCCGUCCCUUUUAGACGGCCUCUCGUCUGGUUUGGAUUCCGUUUCCGGACAGACCCAAGGUGGCAGCCACAGGCAAAUCGAGAAUGACAAAGGCUCCUCCCACGGUAAAAAUGGCAGCUGCAUCGGGGAUCUCUAUGGGGAUUGCCACAGGGAAGGAAAAUCCCGAUUUUUAUCUGAGCUCUCCUUAGUUUAGAUCUGUGCUGGGGAGACAAAAGUACCAAGGCCAGGAUUGUCACAGAGCUCUCUGCCUCAGUCGAACUCUCUUCCCACCCUCGUAAGUUGGUGGCAGAUAAACUGAACUAAUAAUAAUAAUAAUAAUAAUAAUAAUAAUAAUAAUAAUAUUUAUACUCCGCCCAUCCGGCUGGGUUUCCCCAGCCACCCCAAUCUGCAAUACGGCGAUAAUAAUAACAGGCACUUUAUUUCUUCUUGCAGAACAGUUAGAAAACGGGGUAGACAGAUAUAGUGCUGGCAAAUCCUGACAAGGGCAAGGUCUUGGGUUUCUGCACUGCCGCCUGCCGCCGAGCGGGGCACAGUCGGGUCCUGGAGAGAAACAGUCAGGACAUCCGGUCCGCCAGCGGACGAAAGGAUUCUUCAAGCUCCAUAGAGUUUGUUUGUUUUCGUGGUGCCCCGGAAACGGAAACGAGUGGAGAGCGGAAGCGGCUGUUGUUGGACGGGACCUUGUUUUCCGGUUGAUCCGCCGGGUCUUUUCCUUGCCCCCCUCUCCCAGCUCCCCCCUCCCUUGCGAGGAUGAUGGUCUUGUCCUCGCGCGGGCGGGGGCGGGGCCUCUGGCUGGCCUGGCUGCUCGCAAGUCUUCUUGCAGGUAAGGAGGGCUCGGUUGCUAUGGUAGCACCGCCGGGGGAAGGGGCAGCUGAGCGGAGAUGCUGAGGACAGGCUGCGCGCCUCCUUCGUGCACCUGUGGGGAAUGGGGGGGCGAGCCAGCUAAGCCCGCGUCGCCACCCCUUGCUGCUGCUGCUUUUUUAAAUGCUUUGGAGAAGUAGGAAGCAACUCCUCUUUCUCCUGUUUCUCUCUCUGGACAACAAACAAGAUAGGGUAGAAGGUAAAAUGUAGUCUUGCGCUUGUGAAACUUGCAGGCCUACGUGCGACUUCGUUUGAUCCAGCAAACCAAGCGCUGCUUUAGCGAGGCUGCAUGCAUGCUCGGGAGCAGAUGACUAAGUGAAAGAUCUAGUGUUGUGUACUCUUGUUUUAUAAGCUUGAAAUGUGCUUGCGGGUCCUAGGGGAUUUGGGCGGGUGGGGAAGCAGACCAUACAAUUCUGAAAUUGCCCACCCCUGCUGUAGUAGAAUAUGUAGAGUGGUAGCCAAAGUGGAACUUGUAUUCUUGGGUGGCAAGAUUCUGGUUUUUUGUUGUUGUAUGUUUCUUUUCUGUACAUAUCUUGGAUGGGGUCUAUUUUCUACAGUACAAAGAAAGACUUCAUAAAAAAUGACACUGGGCUUUGGUUAGCAAUACAGUGGUACCUUGGGUUAUGUACUUAAUUCGUUCCAGAGGUCCGUUCUUAACCUGAAACUGUUCUUAACCUGAAGCACCACUUUAGCUAAUGGGGCCUCCCGCUGCUGCUGUGCUGCUAGAGCACGAUUUCUGUUCUUAUCCUGAAGCAAAGUUCUUAACCCAAGGUAAUAUUUCUGGGUUAGUGGAGUCUGUAACCUGAAGCAUAUGUAACCUGAAGCAUAUGUAACCCGAGGUACCACUGUACUGAAUAUUUCAUGCCACGCUGGUAUUUAUGGUGAGGUGAGGGUGGCAGUGGUUGCUGCAGUGUGUGAGCCUCACUGAACGGUUUGCUUUCUUUGAGCCCCCUCAAUUCACACAUUGGAUUAUAAGUUCCACCCACUGCUGCGUUGUUGCGUUGAAUAAAGAUAGAUGUACUCCUAUUGUUCAGCACUAAAUAUGUUAUAUGUCCUUGCAUUUUUUGUAGCAGUAGCUGAAAUGGAAGAAACCACUGACUCGCCAUCUGAAAAGUUAAGUGAAACUGCUGUACCAUUCGCUGUGAAAAGCAGUUCUGUACCUGCAAGCAGCGAUGGGCCUAAAGAAUCGGUACAGUACAGGACUGCAGAGAUAGCUGAUGCUAUGAUGGGUAGCAGCAUACCUGCAGCUGAGCCUGUAGUUCUGUCAGUUGUUCCAGGUGAGUCCAAGGAGAGACAUGUCUUGGAGCAUGACACCGGCACCUGUGAUGCAGCCGUUGAUGGUGAAUGCAGUACGCAGGGUAUUGUUUCAUUUUUAUCUCAACCUGGGUCUCCUAUACAAGAGCAAGUAAUAGAUUCACCUGUAGUUCUGGAAGCAGUGCAUCCUUCAUCAGGAGAGGACUCUAAUAGCACAGAUGGUAUGAAAACCCCAAAAGUGAAUUGUGAGGAAAGAAACAUUACAGGGAUAACAAACUUCACAUUACAAAUCUUGAAUAUUUCACAAGUAAGUGGAAAGCACUCUAAUUGAUUUUUAUAUAUAUCUAAAUUAUUUUAAUUUAAGAGUUUUUUUCAUUUGUCUUCUUAUUAUCAGAAUUUUUUGUAUAAAUGUGGAUGGCAUAACUUGCUUGAAUAAAAUUAUUCAGGAAGAAAAAGGAUGGAUUCUAUGUAUAUUCUGUAUUUGUUUUCCUCAAGCCUAAAUGCUGCACCUUAUACUACUUCCCUUACAUCUCACUUUAGACCACCUCACUUUUUCUGGCUGGCAGGACAGAUAGUUAUCUCCCUACGCUCUGGUGGGCCAAAUUUGGCAGGUGGGUGUGGGAACAGUUGUGCAUAGCCAAACUGAACUCUUUGCAAACUGCCACACACUGCUCCUUUCAACUUCUGAUUUUGGAAGUUGAAAGGGAUUAUGGGGGCUGCUUCAAAGAGCAGUCCUAGGAGGGAGAGGCAAUUUCUAUUUCACGGAAACUGCGUCUUCCUCCUUAAGCAAGGUGCGUUCCUACUGCUUAUCAGCUGAUGCCUUACUCCAGCAAAGAAACAUGCCUUGCUCCAGUAAAGAAAUAACCAGGAGGUUGCUUAAGCUGUUGGUUGCUCCUUUGGAAGCCCCACUCUUACCAGUAUGACAUUGGGUGUAGGGUGUGUGUGUGGGUGAGCAGGUGUGGGUCCUCCAAAAUAACCUGGCCGGCCAAAUUUGGCCUAUACCUGCGAUGAGGUUGUGGGUUGUGUCUCUGCUGAUGGUGGCAAGUAGGUGAAUGUCAAAAUAUCUCCUGAACUUCAUGGUUGCAAUGAAAGUUAAAAGCUCCCUAAGUCAUUUAAAAACUGUUGUGCAGGUAAUAAGUUUUUUAACCUGAAUUGACCAAGUUCACCUUGCACGUAGAAGUACUUCACCGCCUUGUUGAGAUCAGGAUAAUUAACGUGAGCAAUACUAAGUUAAAUAAGUUCCCAUUAUGCCUUUAAAAAGUCACUUUUCUCCUUCUCUUGCAGGAUUUAAUGGAGUUCUUAAAUCCAAAUGGCAGUGACUGUACCUUAGUCCUGUUUUAUACUCCUUGGUGCCGUUUCUCUGCCAAUCUGGCUCCUCAUUUUAAUUCUUUGCCCCGAGCAUUCCCAACUCUUCAUUUCUUGGCAUUGGAUGCCUCUCAGCACAGCAGGUAACUUUUAUAUCCCUCUCCUUUCAGGACUAUUGUACCAUCAUGUAUUUUAAAUCAGGGUUAAGCAAAUGUGCAGAAGAGGACUUUUUCUUGAAAAGUGCAUUUUAAUUGAAUAAUAAUUUGUCUAUAAAUUUAUUUUCCAAAAUUUAGGCUGUUUUAAUUGCAUUCUUUUUGCUCAGUUCACACUAAUCCAUGUAUCCAUUAUCAGCACUUAGCAGAAACAACUGAAGACAUUUUUGUUCCCACAAAGUUUCCCAGCUGGAUGAAUAUGUCUCUGCUAAGGCUGUCUACUUUGUCUUGUUUUUAAACUCAACUUCUGUUUUCAACUAUUUUUAGUUGUUUUUAUUAUACUUUGUACAUUGCCUUUGGCCAUAUAUGGAAGGCAAUUGAUUAACAAUACUAUUAAUUUUCUAGAGUACCCGUUUGAGUCUAAAGUGUGUUGUGACCAAAUGAAUAUAUUUCUUCUGCUGAAAUUAGCUACGGUUCCAAUUUUGUACUGAAAAACACUCAGUUAUUUUAUCAUGGGGUUAAAUGCAAGACAUAUUUAGCAAAGCUAACUCUUUGUUAUCUUAUGUCUUCACAGUUUAUCAACCAGGUUUGGAACUGUGGCUGUUCCCAACAUCCUUCUUUUUCAAGGAGCUAAGCCAAUGGCAAGAUUUAACCAUACAGAUCGAACCCUGGAAACACUGAAAUCUUUCAUUUUUAAUCAGACAGGUAGGAUUUAUUUACUCAUUUAUUUAAUAUAUUUAUAUUCCACCUUCCUCCCAAGUUGGGAUUCAAGGCAGCUUACAGCAUUUAAAAACAUCAGUUAUACAAUACAGAAUAAUAAAAAGAAACUCAUUGACAACAAUAAUUAAAAUGCACUUCAGCGUAUUUAAAACCAACAAUUAAAAUACAAUUUGUCCUGACAGCAGCCCAGUGAUUAGCAUCAUCUGUACCUUAGUUUCCAAAGGUUUGUCUGAACAGGAAGAUCUGAACAGGAAGCCAAUCUAUUCUCUCUUAGGAGGGAAUUCCACAAUUUGGGAAGAGUCGCAGAAAAUACUCACUUAUGUUACCACCAGUCAUGCUUCUGAUGUUGAUGGGACCAAGAGGAGGUACUGACCCAAGGGUCUCAGAACCCAGGCAGGUUCAUACAGGGAUAUUUCGGGUAGCCUGAGCCCAAGCCAUAUAGGGCUUUAUAGCCAUCACUUUGAAUUGUGACUGGGAACAAACCAGUAGCUAGUAAAAUUGUUUUAACAGUGGGGUAACAUGCUCCCUGGAACCAGCACCAGCCAGCAGUCUGGUUGCAGCAUUCUGGGCCAGAUGAAGCUUCUGAACACUUUUCAAAGGCAGAGCCAUAUGGCGUUUUACAGUAGUCCAAACAGGAUGUAACCAAGACAUUUAACAGAUUUUGUAGUCUGAUAGCCACAUGCCUUGCUGGAUAAGUCCAAAGGCCCAUCUAGUCCAGCAUCCUUGUUUUACAGUGAUCAACCAGAUGCCUAUGGGAAGCCUGCAGGGAGGACCCAAGUCCAAAAGUACUCUCCCUGUUUGUGAUUCCAACUUCCACCUUCUUGUUGUUGUUGUUUAGUCGUUUAGUCGUGUCCGACUCUUCGUGACCCCAUGGACCAGAGCACGCCAGGCACUCCUGUCUUCCACUGUCAUACAGCUAGUUUUAAGAUGUUUAUUGUAUGAUCUCCAGGAACAUUGAGUUAAAGUUUUGGGAAACAUUUCAGCCUUAAUCAAGGUGUAAGAUUUUGGGGCAAUACAGAAUAAGGCUCCAUGUCCCAGGUACAUUGAUUUGGGACUAAGGACUAUUGAGCACAGUAGGGAUGCUUCUGAGUAAAAAUGUGCCUGUGGGACCUGCAAUAAAAUGUGAUCUGGAGUGCUUCUGUUUGGUGUUACAGCAAGCCGGCCAUACUUUGUUUCAGGGGACAUUCUGUUCUGUUCUCUCUCUCCAGCCCUCUCCCAUUUUCCACUCUUUUUUCCAAUGAUUGGAGCAGCCCCAAGCAUUCCAAUCUCUCCCUUUUCUUUCUCAGUAGCUCUGAGUAGCCAUCAACUCAGCACCUGAGUAUGUUAUUACAACCAAAUCCUGUCCUAUUUGGUAAGGUAGAUUAAGAAUCCUUCAGCUCCUGUGUGGUGGCAAGAAUUGGGAAUGUAAUAGGUAUCGCCUGGAGAAUGUAGGUGAUACAUGGGGAGAAUGCAAGAGGAGAAGGGUAACUGUUUCAACAGUUAUCUCUUCCUACCUAUGUUAGUAGUGGAGGAAACCCAAUGUCUUAUGUGUUCUACAGAAGAUGGGAUAGUAAGUUGGGAUCCACUUUGAUUUCUUCCUUACAUGCUGCAGCGAAUAAUAAAGAAAAUGAAGAUUGAAAUAGACUUACAUAAGCAAGCUCUGGUCACCACUGACUCACGAGAGAAAGCAAUAAACCUUUCCCCCUACCGGUGUGUUUACAGAUCUUUAUCUGGGCAUAAAAGGGAACUUGUCAGUCGAGUUUCUGUUGCUUUUCCCCUGGGAAGCUGAAGAACAUAAAACUGAAAUUGUAGUUGGCUAAUUAAGAAGCUGUUAUUAAAAUAGGAGUUGUAAGCUUUUGUACUGGUACAUUUUCAGGGAGAGGUGGAAUUAGAGCUGUUUCCAAAUGACACUAAAAUACUUAAAUUUGAGAGAGUCAUAUUUUACGUUACAGUUAGAAAUACCUAUUUAUUUAAUGCACCAGGAGGCUAUAAUUCAAAAAUUACAGAGCUCUGAUGAUGUUCUAGCAGCUGGUAGUUUAAAAUGCUUAGUCCUAAAUUUAAAAUUGUAGGUGCUUUGUGCAAAUAUCUAUACUUAAUGUUGAUUCUGUUCAAUCUUGCACCACACUAAUAAUGAAUACUUUUUUUCAGGAAUAGAGCCCAAGUCUGAUGUGGUGGUAACUGAGGAAGAUCAGGAUGGUCCCCUGCCUAGCACACUGACUAGAGGCAUAGACUGGCUUCUCUUAUUUUCUUUAUUGUUCCUCAUCAGCUUUAUCAUGUAUGCCACUGUCCGGACAGAGAGCAUCCGGUGGUUAAUACCUGGUCAAGAUCAGGAACAUCAGGAAUGAUAUGUGAACUGAGAACUUUGUUUUCAGAACAAGCUAAACAACAUUAAAUUAAAUGGUGGAUCGACUCUUUGUGAUUUCUUGUUAGGCAGGACCCUGUAUUGGUAAUCAUACAUCACUCAGCAGAACUUCCUUGUGAUACAAAUAUGAACAUGCACAGCUGGAAAUUGUUCAUAAAGUUGUUAUGAGGGAAUGACAAAAAUAUACCUAUCUGAUAUGCUUAAGUUUUAGGAACUGUGGGGUCUUUUGGGGGACAUCUGAUGAUCUCUAGUAAUGCAAAUGGAUUGCUGCUUCAUAUUUAAAAAACAAGGAUGUUAUGCAUCUGUGAAAACUGUUGCAGAUGCAGACAGUUCUAAUAGGAAAAGAUCAGGUGUAGGUGUAAGAUGCAGCUUUUAGAAAGUUUCCUGAGCCACCCCAGAUGGUCAUUUUAACUAUGCUAGAUUUGGAGCUGCAACAAUUGACCCCCAUGAUUUCCCUACACACGUUAAAAAAAAUUAAGUAGGGAAUUUGUAAGAAUUGGCUCACUUGUCAAUUUGAUGCUGUCACACAUGUGGUGCUAUGAUCACAGUAUUUGGAUGACAGUGCUGCUGCUAACAUGUCAGAGCUUUUAGUAAGGUUGCACUGACUACUGAUACAUGAACUUGACAUUUAUUUACGGCUGAACUGAGAAUAAUAUGUUUCAGCGUUCUAAAGAGUCAGAAAACACAGAGGAAUACACAUACAUCAUAAUAAACAUACUUUUUACCCCAUAGUCCAUGUUUUGCAAUGUUAAUGUAAUUUAAGCACUAUUGUGAACUUAGUUAACCUUGAAAGGGUGUAUCUCUGCUUGUUCAUGUUACUGUUCUUAUUUUGAUGUGUUAUAUAAAAUAGUAUGACUUUUUAAGGGUAGCCAAUACAAUCCAAUGAAGCUAGCUGCAUUCCACAUUCUGUACUACAGCAGCACCAAAGUUCUAUUGCAUUUUAGAAAUUUCUGAAUCAUAAUAAAUCCAUUAACAUCC
Molecule: messenger RNA, 7649 nt
Organism: Podarcis lilfordi (Lilford's wall lizard)
Lineage: Eukaryota; Metazoa; Chordata; Lepidosauria; Squamata; Lacertidae
Source: the annotation of a GenBank genome assembly